This is a messenger RNA of Myotis lucifugus (little brown bat), 1839 nucleotides long. Its product is annotated as KRR1 small subunit processome component homolog. The record is from RefSeq and is a predicted model, not a curated record. Gene Ontology annotation, molecular function: RNA binding. The coding region runs from base 71 to 1297 and encodes 408 amino acids. NCBI's taxonomy places the organism in Eukaryota, Metazoa, Chordata, Mammalia, Chiroptera, Vespertilionidae. Gene Ontology annotation, cellular component: nucleolus; small-subunit processome. The transcript has 11 exons.
AGUACAGGGACCUUAGCCGGAAGGAUUAAAGAACCGUUCCAUUUCCGGAAGUAACGGGAGCGUUUCGAACAUGGCGACCUCCCAAGCGAACGGGCCAGCCCUGGCGGCUGGAAAGAGUGAAUUUCGUAACCAGAAGCAGAAGCAGGAGAACCGAGAUGAAUCAGAACUCCUCACUGUUCCUGAUGGUUGGAAGGAACCAGCUUUUUCCAAAGAGGACAAUCCCAGAGGACUCUUGGAGGAAAGCAGUUUUGCAACUUUGUUCCCAAAAUAUAGAGAAGCUUACUUGAAAGAGUGCUGGCCCUUGGUUCAAAAAGCCUUGAAUGAACAUCAUGUUAAUGCAACCCUGGACCUGAUCGAGGGCAGCAUGACUGUUUGUACAACAAAGAAGACUUUUGAUCCAUACAUCAUCAUUAGGGCCAGAGACCUAAUAAAACUACUAGCAAGGAGUGUUUCAUUUGAACAGGCAGUACGAAUUCUUCAGGAUGAUAUUGCAUGCGACAUCAUUAAAAUAGGUUCUUUAGUAAGAAAUAAAGAAAGGUUUGUAAAAAGAAGACAACGGCUUAUUGGUCCCAAAGGAUCUACAUUAAAGGCAUUGGAACUCUUAACAAACUGUUACAUUAUGGUUCAGGGAAACACGGUUUCAGCCAUUGGACCUUUUAGUGGCUUAAAAGAGGUUCGAAAAGUAGUCCUAGAUACUAUGAAGAAUAUUCAUCCAAUUUAUAAUAUUAAAACCUUAAUGAUUAAACGAGAGUUGGCAAAAGAUUCUGAAUUAAGAUCACAAAGUUGGGAAAGAUUUUUGCCACAGUUCAAGCACAAAAAUGUGAAUAAACGCAAGGAACCAAAGAAAAAAACUGUUAAGAAAGAAUAUACACCAUUCCCACCACCACAACCAGAAAGUCAGAUUGAUAAAGAAUUGGCUAGUGGUGAAUACUUUCUGAAGGCAAGUCAAAAGAAGCGACAGAAAAUGGAAGCAAUAAAGGCUAAACAAGCAGAAGCUCUCAGUAAGAGACAAGAGGAAAGAAACAAAGCUUUCAUUCCACCUAAAGAAAAGCCAGUUUUGAAACCUAAGGAAGCUUCUACUGAAACUAAAAUUGACGUGGCUGCCAUCAAGGAAAAGGUUAAGAAAGCAAAGAAUAAGAAACUGGGAGCUCUCACAGCUGAAGAAGUUAAGCUUAAAAUGGAAGUAGAUGAAAAGAAAAAGAAGAAAAAAAACCACCUGGGAAGGUCUGGUGCAGCCAGGGUCCCACCUUUGAAACACAUUUGGAGAGGCCUGCUGGGAAGCCAAAGAGAGGUCUAAAGCUUCAAAUCCUGGAGACCAGAGAGAGAACAAUAGAAGUCCGGGUUUGCAAGACAAAUACAAGAAGCAAGUUCAGAGAGAGGCUUAAAGAGUUUCCAUUCCCAGAACUGAGAGCCUUUCACUGAUGCCCAAGGCCAAGUUCCUGAGCAGGGAGGGUGUUAAGGGCUUGUAUGCUGUCCAGGCAACUUCCAAAAGGGCCCUUUGUACUCUGAGAUUCUAUAACACAUAUUUAAAUAGCAACUAUCAGUUCAAAAAAUUGGAAAGACGGAGAAAGUACAAGCUUUCAUUUCAGGAAUAAAACCCCAAAUCAGUGAACCGAUGUUAUGUUUGCAGAUUUCAUGCUUCAAGAAUGUGCACAGCUAAGGGGAAAAAUGUCGAGAUGAAUGGUAAAUAUAAUGCCUUAUGCAAAGAACAUUUUAAGUCUGUAAUAGCUUCCAAAAACACAGUAGGUAGGAAUUUGUUUGUUAUAUAACCCUCAUUUCUAAAAUAGCUCAAAUAUGUGAUUGAUUUAGUAAUUAAAAUAGUCAGUGAUUUGCCCUAGC